Molecule: messenger RNA, 369 nt
Organism: Eremothecium sinecaudum
Lineage: Eukaryota; Fungi; Ascomycota; Saccharomycetes; Saccharomycetales; Saccharomycetaceae
Gene: TAH1
Product: Tah1p
Exons: 1
Coding region: 1-369 (122 amino acids)
Molecular function (GO): protein binding
Source: RefSeq, a predicted model, not a curated record
AUGAAUUUAAAAGCUGAAAAUCUCAAGGAUGAGGGAAAUACUUGUUUCAGGAAGAAUGACUACAGGGCUGCUUUGGAACUUUAUAAGGAAGCAUGUAAGUGUGACCCAGGCAAUCCAGUUUACUACUCAAAUAUGGCAAUGACAUUAAUUAAGCUUGAGAUUUGGCCAGAAGCGAUUAAUGCCUGUAAUGAAGGCCUGUCAAAGAUCAAUGAAGCCGAUUCACAAGCUGAUAAGAUAAAACAGAAGCUUUUAUGGAGAAGAGAAACCGCAUUAGAUAAACUGCAGUUGAAUAAGAAUAAAAAUUUGAAAUUAAUUAACAUUAAGAUUAAAGAGUUAUACACGCUUCCCGAUAGUUUUGAGAAACUUUAG